GUCGACGUCGAGCAGCAUUUUCCUAUGGCUUGGAAACGCUUAAGGAAAGAACUAUUCGACGACAAUCCCUACCUUGGUCGUCGUUGCAUCAAGCACACUUAUGCCGUCACAAUCGGUGGAGGAUGCAAUACGUCAAACGACUGGCGCUGUCAAAUGCUCCGAUUAAAAUUGGAUCGGCAGCUCAGUGUAAUCACUGGCAUCACCUUGGUUUUUCAGGCGGCUCCGACAGUGAAUGUCAAGGUUUAUGGUGCAGUGGACGCCAACGCUUGCGAACCCGGGAGUAACAAUGGAAAUUUGCCGAAGCAAUUCAUUUUCAUGCAUUAUAAGAAUCAGGCGACAAGGACAUGGAAUGGCUAUGUUGAGGUGAGCUGCAUUUUGCUUGUGUGGACAGGAAUUCCAAAUACACCGCUGAGGGUGAAGUUAAGACAUAGAUGAUAGGGGAUGUGAAGUGAGAAGCAACAAAAAGUUUUUGGAUAUUUAGACAGUGCUCACUGCUCGCUUCAUCAUUUCACGACAUACAUGUUCCGAUCUCAUCAUCAUUAAUAAAGAAACCCCAACAGGAGAAAUGAUCGGCCUCUAACGACACCGAUGCUGUAUCGCUCGCAGCAUAUCGUGGACAGACGAGCGGAUGGAGUCAAUAAGGGCGCUUGGUCGCUAGAUAGACUCGUCCGGGCUGGUCCAGAAUCGCGUGUCCUUUAUCCUACGAGUCAAGCG
Messenger RNA from Amoebophrya sp. A25, 714 nucleotides. The record is from the annotation of a GenBank genome assembly. Lineage: Eukaryota; Dinophyceae; Syndiniales; Amoebophryaceae.